Molecule: messenger RNA, 558 nt
Organism: Caenorhabditis remanei
Lineage: Eukaryota; Metazoa; Nematoda; Chromadorea; Rhabditida; Rhabditidae
Exons: 6
Coding region: 1-558 (185 amino acids)
Source: RefSeq, a predicted model, not a curated record
AUGGGGUUCAAAAACGAUUCACAAUUUUUCAAAAACCUUCCAGUUUCAGACAAAAUGAUUAUCUCAUCCGGUCCGAUCAUCGUUUACAGAACAGCUGGAUGCGACAUUGAGAACUUCAGAGAUAAAUUCGAGAUAAUUCAUGGUUGGUCGCCUCUUUUGAUGUCAACUGCUAAAUGUUUCACUCGUUUAAUAAUCAGUAACAUUACUGAUCCUGUUUGCAUUCCAAUUAUUCGGAGCUUGACUGUUAAUGCGGGAGUUAAUGUUCAACUGUACACCAGUACUCCGACGAAGCCGGUUAUUCAAGAAAAUGAGAAUUGCAUUGUAAGCCAGAGAAAAGUUGGAACUGAUGAUUGCCCUGAUGUUUCCACUGCUGUCGCAAAUGUUUUCUUGGCGGACAUGAAUAGUUUCAAUGAAACUGUUGAUUUAAGAAUCAACACUGAUGCAACUAUAUUCAACGAGCGAAUCGAUUCUAUUGUUAUGAAAGCUGGAUCAUCGAUCACAAUCAACAGAAUCAUUCAAACAUCUGGCGGUGCCACGUCGACAAUAGCAAACUCUUAA